AUGUCCCAGACUAUUGCUUUUGUCACUGGCACAACUGGCAAUCAGGGCGGCGCCACUGCUCGAGAACUCCUAAACGCUGGCGUCAAAGUUCACGCACUUGUUAGAGACCCUUCCUCCAAGUCCGCGAUCGAGCUCCAGCGCCUCGGCGCGCGGUUGUUCCCCGGCAGCUUCGAUGACAUAUCCUCACUCAAGGCUGCGGUCAAAGGAGCCACUGCCGUCUUUCUCAACGUAUUGCCGGUGUUGUCUGACACCAACCUGGAGGUAGUUCAUGCAAAGAAUAUCAUCGACGCUGCUACUGAAUCCGGAACAGUCACUAGCCUAGUCUAUUCCAGCGUCACCAUGACAGGAAAGCAUGAAGAGUUUCCGAACUGGGGACCCGACUACCCCUUGGCGUGGUACUGGCUGAGCAAAGCCCAGAUCGAGUCUAUGGUACGAGAAUCCGGCAUUAAAUACUGGACAAUUUUGCGGCCGGCUUUUCUCAUGAACAACUAUCAUCAGCCGACGGCGUCUUACAUGUUUCCCGAAUUGGGCCAGAGAAGAACGUUUCUGUCGGCAUAUAUACCCGAGACUGCGAUGACAGUGGUUGAUCCAAGAGACGUCGGCAAAUUUGCGGCAGCAGCAAUCACUGAGCCGCUGUCUUACAACAAGCAUGAGAUAGAUUUGGGCGUCGAGUCUCUUACGCCAGCUCAGAUUGUGCAGGAGCUGAGCCGAGUCAGUGGAGUAGAAAUUGGGCUCGAGUUCUAUAGUGAGCAAGAAGCGAAAGAUGCUGCAUUGAGGAACCCGAAGAUCUAUGCCGAGUUGUGGGCGAAUGAAGUUGGAUAUCAAGUCGACUUUGAGGAGCUGCAGAAAUAUCCGAUCCGCCAGACCAUAUUCUCGGAAUAUCUCGAGAAGCAUAGAGACGAAGUCAUCCAGACAUUUGCUUGA
Molecule: messenger RNA, 924 nt
Organism: Fusarium fujikuroi IMI 58289
Lineage: Eukaryota; Fungi; Ascomycota; Sordariomycetes; Hypocreales; Nectriaceae
Exons: 1
Coding region: 1-924 (307 amino acids)
Source: RefSeq, a predicted model, not a curated record